Molecule: messenger RNA, 6654 nt
Organism: Grus americana (Whooping crane)
Lineage: Eukaryota; Metazoa; Chordata; Aves; Gruiformes; Gruidae
Gene: COL26A1
Product: collagen type XXVI alpha 1 chain
Exons: 15
Coding region: 261-1736 (491 amino acids)
Molecular function (GO): protein binding
Source: RefSeq, a predicted model, not a curated record
UGGCCCCGGACCCCCUGCCCGGGCAGCAGCUGCCGCCGCCGGGGCUCGGCUUGCGGAGGAACGGGGCUUCCCUUUGGGAGCCGGAGCAGCGGUCCCUGUGUCCCGCGCACCCUUGCCCCGUGGUCCCCGGUCCCAGGGGCACCUCCGCGCUGUGGGAUCCCGCCGUGACCCCGGCCGGGGGAGGCACGGUGGGGCCCCGCGCCUGCUGUGCCGUGUAAGAGGAAAAGCGGGGGCUGGAGGAAAACCCUGUUCUUGGAAAAAUGCAGUUCGCUCUUUUCUUGUCCUGGUGCUGCUGCCUGCAUGGAUGUGCGCUGGGGACUGGCUUCCUCUAUCAAUUCCCAGCAUCAACCCUGCAGCACAACUACCCAGAGCAGAGCUCGGGCUCGCCGAGCAGCGGCUUCGCCAGUCGCCGGCAUUGGUGUCACUACACGGUUACACGGACAGUUUCCUGCCAAGUGCAGAAUGGGUCAGAAACAGUGAUCCAGCGAGUUUAUCAGAGCUGCCGGUGGCCAGGACCUUGUGCCAACUUAGUGAGUUACAGGACUCUCAUCAGGCCCACGUACAAAAUGUCAUACCGAACAGUGACCACGCUGGAGUGGAGGUGCUGUCCUGGCUUCACGGGGAGCAACUGUGAAGAGGAAUGCAUGAACUGCACGAGACUAGCUGAUAUGACCGAGAGGCUAAACACGCUUGAGGCCAAGAUCCUUCUGCUUGAGGCUGCAGAGCGAAGCCCACCACUGGAAAACAACCUGCCCAUCACUGGGACAACAGCCACAUGGUACGACGAUUUGUUACCAGAUGCCUUUCCUCUGCUGAAUCCUGGAACUGUCCUGAGAAAAACAGUGGGAUCUGUUGAGCCUAAAGGACACAGAGGUGCAGAGGAGCAGCUAAUACCACAGGGGCUGCCAGGACAGGUUGGUCCUCCAGGACCAGUCGGACCAACUGGUCUUCCAGGACCACCAGGGCCAAAAGGAGAGAAGGGACAACCCGGCGAGAGGGGCCCAGCAGGGCCACCAGGGCUGUUGGGACCUCAAGGACCAAGAGGACUUCCAGGAGAAACCGGGAUCCCAGGUCCCCCAGGUCCUCCAGGGCCACCAGCCACCCCAAGCCUUCCUCUUACCUUCCAACAAGGGGUUCUCUACUCACUCCAGCCUACAGCUGAAAAAGAAAAUGGAGAACCCCAACUGGCCUCCACCGUCAUAGACACCAUCAUGGCUGGCCUGCCAGGACCACGAGGAGCCCCAGGCCCUGUUGGACCACCAGGGCCACCAGGCGCAUCAGGACCCAAAGGGCCACCAGGACCUAUUGGAGUCCCCGGAUCACAAGGCUUACCGGGCUCUCCAGGACAACCUGGGCCAAAAGGCUCCAAAGGAGACCGAGGAGAGAGAGGCCAAGCAGGUCUGACUGGAGAGAGGGACAUUAAGGGAUUUCCUGGUGAACCAGGCAAGAAGGGUGAGGAAGGUGACAAAGGUGCUGAUGGGGAAGGUGUUCAACAACUUCGGGAAGCUCUGAAGAUUUUAGCCGAGCGGGUAUUAAUUCUUGAGCACAUGAUAGGAAUUCAUGACUCUUUAUCUUCCAUUGAGCCAGGCUCUGGACAAGACGUGAUCCCGGGUUCCCCUCUGCGAACCAGCAUCAAGAUCAAGCGUGGAGGACCACAGCAGCCACAGGCCUACCAGAUCCUCUCUUCACUGCUGGAUGACAGUGAAGCCAAAAGGAGAAGCAAUCGGAUGAAGUAGGAGCAUCUGCAUGUUCUCUGUGCCUGUUCACCAGUUAAAGAUACAGUAUCCCAGUGCUUAAUUGCGGAGUGCAAAUGAAGCGGGUAGGAGGUUGCAGUGUUGGCAACUGCGUUUCCUUACCUGGCCAAUACUAUGCCCUUAUUGCAGGGAAUGUCUUAUCCAUAGCUCAGAGAGGGUCUUAUGAACGUUUGUCUUGAUUUUGUUGUUUUGCCUUUGGAAUACGAGAUGGCAGGUAUCGUCAGAAGCUGUCUACAGAAAUGACACGUCCUGACUGGGUCUCAAGAGUUUAAUUCUCCCCUUGUUUCCUCACUGCCCUUGAAAGUUACUCAGUUAAAGCACUGCUUAACCGGCUGAGACAAUCAAUCCCAUCUAGACUCAAAGCCAAGCCUUAGCCUUGUCCAUUGAUAUAGUUGGUGGCAUCCGCUUUUAUGUGGUGGUAUCAUGCUGAUUUCCAGGUGAAGAUACCACUUCAUAGGCCGUUAAGGCAUGACCUGCAAGGAUUUCUUUUAAGCAAAGAACAAAUUGGAAAAUUCAAAGAACAUUUAAAACAGUUACUCUGAAAAUUCAUGUUACUCUUUGGACUUUAGCAUCAAAAUCUUGCUAAUUGCAUGUGAGUGGCAUUAUUUCCAUCCAUGGUUGGCUAAGCAAGGACUUUUGAUGCAAAUGUUCAUGGCACCAUUGACUUUCUAUCUAUCUUCAGUGAGAUUAGACUGUUUCUGUGAAAAUAUAGAGCAGUUUGUAUGAGAUAUGAUGAAUUGUGCAAGAAUUUUCCCUUAGUGUUUUCAGCUUGUGCAUACAUCCAGAGAUAAUUCAGUUAAGUAGUAGCAAUAACUAUUAACAGAAAAGAAUAUUUAGCAAUAAUUUCUUAAUCCUACAUCAAUAAGGAGAAAUGUUUUCACACUGUUUUGUUUUUAUCUUGUGAGUAAAUCCUUGCCAUUUGAGCCUGGAGACAGUGUAGUAGCAAACCACAGCCUAAGCAAUUAGAGUCUAUCUUGCACUGUGAGUUAAAUACAAAGUCAUUUUACUUUUUGCAACAACUUGUUAUUUUGGGGGAAGUCCCAGGGUUAAGAAGUUGAGCCUGCCCUUCAGUGGCAAAUGAAUCACCACACCUGCUGUGCAAACCAAAUCAGACAAGUUGACAUCAUUCAUGUAGACAGUGAUUUUUGUUAGAAAGGGCGAAACUAAUCAACAGAACUGAUGGUACUAUUUUUAAUUUUUUUUUUUUAAUUCACACACCCCUCUCCACCUUGUUCUGACAGUUUUCAAAUUCAGCCCUCGCUAAAAGUGAGCAAAUUGAGUUUGCAUUUGUCAUUUUAUUGUGUAAGUCAGGUAAAUUGGUCACAUUCUAUCUGGUUCCUAGUGCAAGGUACAGCUGUCUGCACUGCUACAAUAUUUGUGUCAAAAGCUGUUGCAAAGACCAAUAACUGUACGGUCCAUGUAUCAGCAACCCUUGUCACCCAAAGUGAUCUUCCUAAGGCAAAACCAGAAGCAUGUGGUACACUGGAAAUGAGGAUUAAAAUGAAGGAGCUCUGCCAGCCCAACAUUAGCCACACAUUAAAUUAACUUUCCAUAUAUACUGUAAACAUGGUAGACCUACAGAGACAUCAGAACGUUCAAAUCUUUCUUCUGAAGAUCAUUGUAUUUUCAGAAAUGAGCAGGUUGACUGAAUUCACUAUAUGUCUUCAUUUGGCCCUGCUCUUUAGAAAUCCAACCAUGUGUCCCAAAGCAGGUGAACUGGUGUAAGUGGUGCUGAGCAAACACCAGCAACUUGUCCUCAUACAGAAGCUUUUUACUGCUGUGCAGGUAAAUAAUUAACAGCCUUGGUUUAAGCUGGCAUGGAGGCUGCAGUAAAUGCAUUUCCUUGCCCUGCUUUUAAUUCUCAUGCUGCUUGGCUAAUGCCGGUGGUGUAGCUCAUUCAGCAGUCAACCCAGGUAGUUCAGUUGUACUUCCGUAUGCGCAGGUUUUUCCUUUGGACAUUGCAAAGAAACAAGACCAAAGCACUACAAAAGUCUGGGGAGUUAAAGAAAAGGUAACAGUCAGGUGCUGUCUUUCCCUAAGACUCCAACAUUUGAAGUGAAUGCAGAGCUUUCCCAAGAGCUGAUGCUGCAGGCUCCAGCGUUCCUUUGCCUGCCUGCACUCUGAGCUGGAGCGUGAUAUAGUCAGAAGACAAGAAACAAGUAAAACUGCCCAAGUCAAGCAGGUUACUGACCUCAAGUAGUUUUCCCAUAUUAAUAAUUCUCACGGGAGAAGGAAGUAAAAUCUCCUUGAAUGCAUCUUAGUUUCAAAUCCAGCACUAACUCUAAAUCCAGUGCUAACUCUAAUGCCAGAAUGUAUAUAAAAGAUGCUGCGUUAACCCGGUGUCUUAAGGCUGGCAACCAGCUCUCAGCCUAAAAAACAGUCACAAAUACAAACAGCUCAACUUCCCAACAAAUAGUGGAUGCCUGAAGUACUGUACAGCGGCCUGUGUGAGAGCAAUCGCCUGUUGAUGGACAGCUAAGCAUGGUGCAGCCACUGAUACAUUCUUGGAAUAAGCUUUCCAUUUAAGAAUUAAGUGCACAAAAAAAAGAGACGUUUCCCCAUUUACAGGCUGAUUACCAUGUAGGACUUGAGAUGUACGUGAUUACCCCUUUGCUGAAUCGGGACCAUCUUGGUCUGGCUCACAUGGACAUUACAUGACAUAGCUGGUGGCUUCCAGGAGCUGACCCCUUAUGCCUGCCAGUAGGUGUUGGAAAAUCAGUCCCUGGAGACUGAGCAGAAAUCCCGGUUCAGUUGAAACAUGUACGCUGGGCAGGUUGGUGCUGACGACAGUCACUUGCCACGUAAAGGAAGCAGCCUCAUAGCAGCUUCAGGAGCUAAACUAAGCCAAAGCAAGCUUUCAAAAGGGAAACGGCAAAAUUUGGUUUCGCUGGUCCUAUAGCUACAAUUUGGGGAACAGGGAGUACAGUGAGGGCAUUUUCAUUUCCUGAUGCUUUGGAGCCUUCACAUGGAAUUGAAAGAGAUGUUUUUCUCCCUCCAAGUUUGUCUUCCUGAAGUCAAAGCUAUUGCAUUAGCUUGAUGAGUGCUCUCUUCAAGACAUUCAUAUUGACUAGGAUUUCGGAUUUUAAAUUAUUCAAAACAAAUUACUGUCAAGAUGAAAGGAAAUUUAAUGGAAGUUGUUUGCAAUGAAUCCUGCCAAGUCAAUUGUCAAAAGACUGGUUAGGUUUGGGUUGCAACCAUUUUAAUGAUCGGCUUUUCCAGAUUUCUGUAUGAGCUAUGUAAUUUUUUUUUUUUUUUUCCUCCCCACACUUCUUGCUUUAUUUAGCUACAUCUCUCUCCUGUGCGGUACUGUAUCUUUAAUUUGGGUGACAGUAGGAUUAUACCAAAUGGACUUUCUCUCUCAGCUGGGGUUUCAUUCCUCUCUAUUUACAAAAGAGUUGGACCACACUGUUGGAGUUGAAUUACGUUUUUUUACAGGUGAACACAGCCUCACAUGCUGACACCAAUGAUCUUCAUGACUAAGCAAACCACUCCAACCACAUUUCCCAUCUUAGGCAGGAUACCAAGGUUCAUUUUAGCCAGGUCAUAUAACGCAUCUUGCCGUCUCUAUGUAACUUAGAGAGUGGAUUUAUUUUGAAUGCGUGCUCAUGUAGAAAUAUAUUUUAAUUGAAAUGUUUAGUGCUUUAUCUUACAUGCAUACUGUGCAAUACCAUAGUGUGUUCUUUUCUUUUUUUUUUUCCCCCAAGACUUUUUUGAAAUUCUUAAUGUUUCUCUGAGCUCCAAUGUGUUUUUGACUUGGAUCGGUUCUGGUAGUAGUAAUGCAUUUUCCUUGCCUUGAGCUAACCAGAAGCAGCAGCACAUUGCACAACCAAAAAGCUUUGCAAUUUGUGCACCCUCAUCUUCACCAGCAAUCUGGUACACCUGGGAGGCGGAGAGUGCUUCUCUCCAGAGUAUCUAAUUUGCACUUACUGUAACGAAUUGAUAGCAACCCGGGGAAAUCAGAAUAAACUAGAGAGAAGAGCCCUCACCUGCUCCCACCAAACUCCACAGUAAUUUUGCCAUCGACUUUCAAAGGAACAGGCCAUAAAAAUGAGAUCCAGACCUUCAGCUAGCACGGACGGGUGCUGCUUUCAGUGGAGCAGAGCCAACGGCUCACAAGCAGCUUUCUGAGAGUUUGGCUCUGGGAUUGGGGUUCGCUCCCAGUCUCUGCAAUGAACUAUUUUAACGUAGGAACCUGACCACUGUGACAAAGGCUUCUAAAAGACAAUCAGUUUCUGGAAUUACUUCUCAAUACAAUUUAUUGGAAAUCCAUUCUCCUCCACAUUUACACCUUCUGUCUUAUUUGAGAUUACAUUCCAUUCUCGUGUUUGGUGGUACAGGGGUUUAAACUACUCGCAGUUUCUGUGAUUGAGUUGAAACCAAGCAAUUCAAAGGUGCUAUAAUUGUCCACAAAGCACAUUCCCAUUCGCAGAAGGAAAUGUUAACUUUUUCACUCGUUAUUUUACACAGUAUUUUUUUAUUUAUAUCAGUGUGUUUCGUAUGUGUGCAAACGGACCCAGCUUCUCUCAUUGUAAUAAGCUUUACAACCAUUUGGUCUUUUAUAGGGCAGCCAUACGCAGUAUCUUGCAAUCGUGUAAUUUCAUAACUUAGAGCAAGAAUAAAUCUCAUCUGACACGAUGAACUCAUUUAUGGCAGGCUCUAAUGUUUGUUGUAAACACAACCCAUUUGUUCCACCUCUUGCAUGGCUACUUAUCUGUUUUCAUAUUGCUAUGUUAUUGUUCAAAAUAUCUAUUUCUCUUUAUUUGCUAUGGGGUUUGUUACUGUAUAUGGAAUGUUUUGUAUUCAGCAUUUUCUUACAGACCAGAGUGGGAACAGUAUUCAAGAACCCACAAAUACCAAAGACCUUUCAUGUAAUGCACUGAGAAAUAAACAUACUGUAAAU